CCAGGGCCAUGGUGCCCGGGGGCCGUUAGCGCGGCUCGGCCCGGCCCGACCCGCUCUGCUCCGACCCGCCUGGGAGCUGCGGGGCCGGUACCGCCUCCACCGCCGCCUCCACCCACCCGGGCGCCCAGGCCCCGUCGCCGGCGCGGGAGAGGUGUCCAGACAGCGCAGCCUGCCCUCUGGGCACAAGGCCCCUGGUACAAUGCUUGCUGCUGGUCUCCUCCUUUGGGCUUCCCUGCUGACUGGGGCCUGGCCAGCUGCCCCCAUCCAGGACCACCUUCUGGCCACACCUCGGGUGCGGCUGUCAUUCAAAGAGCUCAAGGCCACAGGCACCGCCCAUUUCUUCAACUUCCUUCUUAACACGACCGAUUACCGCAUCUUGCUCAAAGACGAAGACCACGACCGCAUGUAUGUGGGCAGCAAGGACUAUGUGCUGUCCCUGGACCUGCACGACAUCAACCGUGAGCCCCUCAUUAUCCACUGGGCAGCCUCUCCACAGCGCAUCGAGGAGUGUGUGCUCUCUGGCAAAGAUGGCAACGGUGAGUGCGGGAACUUCGUCAGGCUCAUCCAGCCCUGGAACCGAACACACCUCUACGUGUGUGGGACCGGCGCCUACAACCCCAUGUGCACCUAUGUAAACCGCGGCCGCCGUGCACAGGCCUCACCCUGGACCCAGACGCAGGUGGUCAGAGGCCGCGGCAGCAGAGCCACGGAUGGUGCCCUCCGCCCGACGCCCACAGCCCCACGCCAGGAGUACAUCUUCUUCCUGGAGCCUGAGAGACUUGAGUCUGGGAAGGGCAAGUGUCCGUACGACCCCAAGCUGGACACAGCCUCGGCCCUCAUCAAUGAGGAGCUCUAUGCCGGCGUGUACAUUGACUUCAUGGGCACCGAUGCAGCCAUCUUCCGCACACUGGGCAAGCAGACGGCCAUGCGCACAGACCAGUAUAACUCACGGUGGCUCAAUGACCCUUCCUUCAUCCAUGCUGAGCUCAUCCCCGACAGCGCUGAACGCAAUGACGACAAACUCUACUUCUUCUUCCGGGAGCGGUCGGCAGAGGCGCCUCAGAACCCCGCUGUGUACGCCCGCAUCGGGCGCAUCUGCCUGAAUGACGAUGGUGGCCACUGCUGCCUGGUCAACAAGUGGAGCACGUUCCUGAAGGCCAGGCUGGUGUGUUCGGUACCUGGCGAGGAUGGCAUCGAGACCCACUUCGACGAGCUCCAGGACGUGUUUGUCCAGCAGACCCAGGAUGUGAGGAACCCGGUCAUCUACGCGGUCUUCACCUCCUCAGGCUCAGUGUUCCGGGGCUCCGCUGUGUGUGUCUACUCCAUGGCUGACAUCCGCAUGGUCUUCAACGGACCCUUUGCCCACAAAGAGGGCCCCAACUACCAGUGGAUGCCCUUCUCAGGGAAGAUGCCCUACCCACGGCCUGGCACGUGCCCCGGUGGGACCUUCACGCCGUCCAUGAAGUCCACCAAGGACUACCCCGACGAGGUGAUCAACUUCAUGCGAAGCCACCCCCUCAUGUACCAGGCCGUGUACCCCCUGCAGCGGCGGCCCCUGGUGGUCCGCACGGGGGCUCCCUACCGCCUCACUACCGUCGCCGUGGACCAGGUGGAUGCAGCCGACGGGCGCUAUGAGGUGCUUUUCCUGGGCACAGACCGCGGGACAGUGCAGAAGGUCAUCGUGCUGCCCAAGGAUGACCAGGAGAUGGAGGAACUUAUGUUGGAGGAGGUGGAAGUGUUCAAGGACCCAGCACCUGUGAAGACCAUGACCAUCUCUUCCAAGAGGCAACAACUGUACGUGGCCUCGGCAGUGGGGGUCACACACCUCAGCCUGCACCGAUGCCAGGCAUAUGGGGCUGCCUGUGCCGACUGCUGCCUCGCCCGGGACCCCUACUGUGCCUGGGAUGGCCAGUCUUGUUCACGAUACACGGCAUCCUCCAAGAGGCGGAGUCGCCGGCAGGACGUGCGGCAUGGGAACCCCAUCAGGCAGUGUCGCGGGUUCAACUCCAAUGCAAAUAAGAAUGCCGUGGAGGCCGUGCAGUAUGGUGUGGCAGGCAGCGCCGCCUUCCUUGAGUGCCAGCCCCGUUCUCCCCAAGCCACCGUGAAGUGGCUGUUUCAGCGAGAUGCCAGUGAUCGGCGCCGAGAGAUCCGCUCUGACGACCGCUUCCUGCGAACUGAGCAGGGCCUGCUGCUUCGUGCCCUGCAGCUUGGGGACCGAGGCCUCUACUCCUGCACAGCCACUGAGAACAACUUCAAACAUGUGGUCACACGCGUGCAGCUCCACGUCCUGGGCUGGGAAGCCGUUCAUGCCGCCCUCUUCCCACCUCCGCCGGCCGUGAGCGCCCCACCACCUUCAGGCGCGGGACCCCCCACACCACCCUACCAGGAGUUGGCCCAGUUGCUGGCCCAGCCAGAAGUGGGCCUCAUCCAUCAGUACUGCCAGGGCUACUGGCGCCAUGUGCCCCCUAGUCCCAGGGAGGCGCCCGGGGCCCCCAGGCCUCCUGAAUUCCAGGACCAGAAAAAGCCCCGGAACCGCCGCCACCACCCGCCGGACACUUAAGGGCCAGCCGAGCCCAUCCCUUUAAUAUAAAGAUAUAUAUAUAUAAAUAUAAAAAUAUCUAUAUUCUA
Suncus etruscus (white-toothed pygmy shrew) is the source of this 2628-nucleotide messenger RNA. It is a transcript of the gene SEMA3F, whose product is annotated as semaphorin 3F. The record is from RefSeq and is a predicted model, not a curated record. Lineage: Eukaryota; Metazoa; Chordata; Mammalia; Eulipotyphla; Soricidae. Gene Ontology annotation, molecular function: semaphorin receptor binding; chemorepellent activity. Gene Ontology annotation, biological process: negative chemotaxis; negative regulation of axon extension involved in axon guidance; semaphorin-plexin signaling pathway. Bases 200 to 2560 code for a protein of 786 amino acids. The transcript is spliced from 19 exons.